AUGCGAGAGGUCGAUACCUCCAAAUCCCUAAUCCCUGACAGAGACAUGCCGAAAUACGUAUUCACCUACUUCAAUGGAAAGGGUGUGGGCGAGCCAUCGCGUCUGCUGCUGGCUUUUGGUGGUGAAGGAUUUGAAGACCACCGAGUAGCCGAAAUAGACUGGCCGAACUUUAAGCCAAAAACUCCAUUCGGGCAGAUGCCACUUAUUAAGUUCGAUGGCAAGACGUACGCUCAGAGUCUGUCCAUCGCUCGGUACCUCGGAAAGAAGUACGGUCUGGCUGGAGACUCCAUCGAGGAUGCUCUGGAGAUCGACCAGAACGUCGACCUCAUCAACGACCUUCGUUCAAGAGGUGCAAUUGCAUACUACGAAGAAGACGAGGCAGUGAAGAAGACAAGAUACGCUGAAUACAACAAGAAUGACUUCCCCAAUUUGUUGAAGAAUCUGAAUGAUAUCAUCAUUAAGAACAACGGCCAUAUUGCCCUUGGAAAGCUGACUUGGGGAGACUUUGUCUUUGCGGGUAUGUUCGACUACAUCAAGGACUUAUUGGUUGUACCUGAUCUGGAGAAGAAGUACCCAGCAUUCCAGAAGGUUGUGGACAACGUGUACUCCAUUCCCAAGGUCAAGGCCUAUGCUGAUGCCGUGGGACCCACGGAAUUCUAA
Spodoptera exigua (beet armyworm) is the source of this 660-nucleotide messenger RNA. The record is from the annotation of a GenBank genome assembly. NCBI's taxonomy places the organism in Eukaryota, Metazoa, Arthropoda, Insecta, Lepidoptera, Noctuidae.